GAAGCCAGGGCGCAAGUACAUAACCGCUGUACCACUUUUGUUUUCGUGGAGGCGGGUGAAACGUACAGAAGAGAACGGGCGGGUGUUUUUCGCGCAGUGUUGUUCGUGGUGAAUUAGCUAGUGACACGUUAACGGUACUUCGGUCAUUAUUUGUUGUAAAGUGUUGAUGAUUGUCGGUUAGUACGGUUGGACGAAAAAAGAUCAUGGGCGCGGGGAGUUUUUGAAUAUUGAUGUCAACGUCUGCGUGUUUUGCCGGUAGCUGUUUGGACCUGUUGCAUUCACCGGGAUCUGAGGCGACCUCGAGCAUUCGUGAAGGAAAGGGAGUGUUGACCUUCAGAAUAAGAAAAAAAUAAAGGAAAAACGAAAAUAUAAAACCAAUAAAAAUGCAUUCGUCCUCUGUCCUGGCUUUGGCGGUGUGGUGCGUCCUUGUGUGCGAUGACUCAGCAGCGGCCGGCCCGUUACCCAACCUCACCCUGAGGGAGUUUCCGCCAGUGGUAGACGGGUUGGAGUUGCAGAGGGUGGGCGGGAGAGCUGACACGCCCGUGCUCAGGAAAGAUUACAGUGACGCUAUCUACGCCGGCCGCUUCGCCAUCGAGUUGGAUCGGCUGGAAAAACAGCGUAAUGAGAUUUUCUCCGAUUUUAUCUUCUCGGGUUUCACGAACUCUGAGGUGCCCCGGGAGCUGCCACUGGACCUCCAGCAGCUCUCUAGGACGCCGUCUCCGCCUCUCGCCUCCUCCGGCGUCCUCUCCUCUCCUGCGCCCUUAGGGAGGAGCGUGACCUCCAGCAGCUUCUUCAGGUUCCCCGGAGAGGUCAGGAGGACUCCUCCCACUCGGGACGUGGUCAGCACAGCCACGGCCGCGCCAGGUAGGCCAGUGCUUGCCCGCCUCUUCUCGCCAACUCCCCGGGCGCGCCCCCACCCCUUCGGCAGCCCCUUCGUCAGGAGAGCAAGGUCGUAAAGAAAGGUCUUAGAGGAAGGUCACGUGUUCUUAAGUGGUUAAGUGAAACGUAAUUGAAGAGUAAGAUCAGUCCGAUUUUUCUGUAUAUUUUUGUUUUUGUUUUUGUUUUUGUUUUUUCUCGUACCUGUGUAAAAGGAAUCAUCGGUAAAAAGAAAUGUGUAAAAAUUAAUGGAAUAUAAGGAAAUUUGGAAUUCUCUCCAUAAAUGGAUAAAGAAGAGAGAAAGAGAAAAAAAGAAGAAGAAGAAAAAGAAAAUGAAGAAUUUAUAUUCAUUCCUAUAACUGGGUCAGCCAUUUACUUUCUGACUUCUCCCCUUUGAUAAUAGUUAUUCAACGAAUUCCAUUGAUCUUUGAAAGUUCUGUUACUUUAUAAUAUCUGAAAAAAAUCAAAACUGAUCUUCUGUUUACCAACUGUGAUCAAAGUGAUACAACUUAUAUAUUUUAUAUAGUUUUUUAUCUUUUAUUUUUUUCAUAUUCGGAAUAAUGUAUUGAUAUAACUGCCAUCUGUGAUAACUAGUGCAUUAAGUUUAACACACCGAGCUGUAGUUCUUAUACAAGAAAACAACAACAACAAUAACAAUAACAGCAACAACCGUAGACUGUUCAAAAAGCUGUACCCAGUUAUACAGUCAAUGUGUUUGGAUUUAUGUUCUGACAACGUAUGUAAACAAACGUAAUCAAUAUAGGCUAAUCUCUCGCUUGUCCAUAUAUGUACAUUACUCCCUUUGUAGAAAUUACCCAUCUUCUUCCUUGAAAUUUGAUAGAUAAUAUAUGCCACGUUCAAAAAAUACGUAUAAUGCUCUUUGUUUCGGCUCUUGUCCUAUACAAGAUGCUCGCAAUACGCUAAUUAACGAUAUGUAAAGAAAAUCGGACGAUGGAUUACGAUACGAAACUCUGCUUGGCACCGGUUUCUGUACGUAGCUUUUCCCUGUUGCUUUUAUUUUUAUACAGAAUAUAUUGUAAGCAGUGAA
Molecule: messenger RNA, 1924 nt
Organism: Penaeus monodon (black tiger shrimp)
Lineage: Eukaryota; Metazoa; Arthropoda; Malacostraca; Decapoda; Penaeidae
Exons: 6
Coding region: 384-956 (190 amino acids)
Source: RefSeq, a predicted model, not a curated record